AUGUCUGACGUUCUGAAAGCAUUGGAUUUACAUAAAUUUGAUCAAAAGAUUUCCUUUUCAACUGAAAAAUGCCUUACUUAUGUAAGGCGAGCUAGUGUUCAACAGGAGAACGUUGCUUUGACUGUUGAUAUCCCAUACAAGUACCUAGAGCACUGGUAUGACUUGAAGCAAGAUGUCAAACUUGCUGGGUGUUCGUACGUUGAAAUAUUGAACGCAUUUGUAUCGCAGAAUGGCAUCGAGAUAAAGCUAGAUUGUGAAAGAAUUGAUAGCGCUCUACAUAAAUAUUGUGGACUAGUUAAAAGCAAAGGUAGACAUCUGCGUGGCCGUGCAAGAGACAUGCACUUGUCAAAAUCUAAAAAUAUUUCAGUUUUCCAGAAGGAAAUUGCAAGGGUGUCUGAGGCGAACGAGGCACUAACAACUGCACAUGCAGUUCAGCAUACCUUGGCCCAAGAGAAUGAUGAUUUUCAGCAAGCGAUAUAAGGAACUAUUGAGCGAGUUCGAAACAUUACAGCGAACCAAGGAACAAACUGAAAAAGAACUACAAUGUGUGAAAAAGGAUUAUGAGGAGGAGACAAACAUAAAUAAAGAACUCAGAGAUUACAUUGAGAAAAUUGGAAUCCCAAACAAAUAUUGUAAGAACACUGGAAAAGAUAUACCAGAUGUAGGGAAAAGACAACAAUGCCGCAAACUAAAGGACUUGAAAACACAAGUUGAAAGAAGUCUGUGGUUUGCUGAAACAUAUGGAUUAAAUUUGGAAUCCUUAAAAUUACUUGACAAUGAUGGUGCUGAUUAUGUAUUGGAAUUUAAAGACAAGCCACCAAAGAGGAAUUUCAAAGAUUUACCUGAAGCUGAACAGAAAAAAAUUAAAGAGGUCCUUUUGAUCCAGGACAAGUUUUGUAUAGGUGAAGCUGCAUACCAUGAACUGACCAUGAUUCCAGCAGGUGAGACGCUGCCCCAGUCCUAUCUUGUUAAGCAGUGCAAGGAUUCUUUAAAUCAGCUGUGUCACAUUGAGCGGACACCAGGGAAAAAUGAAGGUGCCCAGGUCAACUUUGAUGAUGCACUCAGGAAAGCAAUCCAAAAGCAUGCAAGUUCAUUAGUUGAUAACUCACUAUCAAUGUUUUGUUUGUGUGCCAUUGUACAGUAUGUUAACUUAAAAUAUAAUUAUAGGAAAAAUUUUACCUGCAAUUUUAUUUCACUUUUUAAUAGAUGAGAACCUGCACAGCCAAUGGUACAAGUCCUCCUCCAAGAUAUCGUAUCAAACUAAGUGGAGAUGGUGCUAAAAUGACCAGGCUCACUGGCUUUGUAGUAAUAUCAUUUUCAGUUUUGGAUGCUGGAGAUGCUGUAAUGUCUCCCAAAGGUUAGCUUGCAUACAACUGGUCUUUUAUCCCUAUAAAUUAUCAUAUUUCUAAAUUAGGCACAGUGGGAAUUAAAUGUCUAGUAACUGCAAUGUUUCUCACCACGCCCUGCCUUGUUAUUUUAAAUGUCAAAUGUAUUUCAUGUGAAUUCAUGGUUGUAUGAUCAUUGUACGGUAACAGCUUUGUUACACAUUUAAUCAACUUUUAUUAAAAGUUUUAGGAAUUAUUGAGCACUGGUAAUGUUACCCCCCUUGCUCAUCACCCUAAGUGUAUUGGUGUCCAUCACUGCUGUUUAGUUGGGUACCGGUACUUGGGCAUGGGCACUUGGGUAAUGUAUACCACAAUCCAUUCUGUACCUUACUUUGAUAUAUAAACUUAACUUUGCUUUCCAGGAAAUCACACCAUUGCUGUGAUAAAGGGAAAGGAGUGCUAUGAAACACUGCAGUCCUCAUGUAGUAAAAUAUUCAGUGAUGUUAACAAAAUUGUGGAAACUGGUGUGCUAGAACUCGAUGACGAUUUGAUCCCAAUUGAUAUGUACUUGGGUGGAGACUACAAGGUGUGGCAUUCUUAUUAAGGAUUUUGAGAAUGUAUGAUAUGUUUAUAAAUACUCUAGUACCGUAUACAAAAAAAAAUUGAGCAUUUAUUGAAAUUUUUCAUUUCUUCACAGUUUCUUUUAUUACUCAUGGGUAUGAAAGGAGCAAUCUCUGAUUAUGCCUGUAUCUGGUGUAAAAUCCACAAGAUGCUAAGGUAUGAAAUAUUGAAAUCAAAUAUACAUUAUAAAUUAUAAAUUAUAGUAGCACAAUUUUUCACAAUACUGACUCAUACCAGUUUCACUAUACCUUUCCAUGUCUCUUGUUAACCAUUACAUUAAGCCACAAUGUGUCAUGCUAUAUUACUUUGUUCUUCCUGCCUUAUCCAUGCUAGUCUAUGGAAAGGUGUUGCCAUGCUGGGUGUUAUUGUCAUAAAUUUCUAUGAAAGUUUUGCAUAUUUAUGUCCACUAUAGAUAUGAUAUGACAAAACCUCAAGAUUUUUACUGGAUGGCAGAUAUUAAGCGAACAUUAGAAGACAUCAGAAAAUGUUGCUUAAAGAGGCAGUUUUCUUGUGAUCACCCACCCUUGCUCAAUAUACCGCUGGAGAAUAUUGUUCUUGAUGAGUUGUACUUAAUGCUUAGGAUUACAGGUAAAUAUACAGCCCCUCCUCCCCUGUGGUGCCUAAACACAUAAUUCCUAAUAUUUUUAAGUUAAACUCCUCAAAUAGAAAACUUGUGUCCCCCCCCCCAAACCAAACAAAAAAAGAGAAAUAUAUAUUCACCUUCCUUGUCAAAUGAAACUAUACAGACAUUAGGAAGUCUAUAUUUUUAACAGAUAAACUCACUAACAAUUUAAUUACCGAGGCGCUCAGCAGGGAUAAGAAGGACAAUUUGAAUAAGGCACCAUGCAAUCGAACUUCAACUCAUCUGGACAACUUAGUGAACGCCAUUCGUAGUUGUGGCAUCUCAUUCAAUGUGUGGGAAAAGCCAGAUGCAGAUGGUCGAGGAAGUGGAAUCUAUGAUUUCACCAGCCUAAUGGGCACAGACAAGAAGAUAAUGCUUGAAAAGUUGCCAUCCAAACUAGAUGGUGUUGUCACUCCUGCUACAUGUGAUACAGUUAUAAGACUUUGGAAGGUACAGUAUUCCCACAAGGUAUAUUUUUAUGCAAGAAGAUUCAGUUUUGCAGUCCUGUGCAUACAGUCAAAGACUGUGGGGUCGCUUGGCAGAUAUUUGCCAUGGUCUAGGUAGCUGUUAGAUUGUGCGCACUAUGA
Molecule: messenger RNA, 3155 nt
Organism: Paramuricea clavata
Lineage: Eukaryota; Metazoa; Cnidaria; Anthozoa; Malacalcyonacea; Plexauridae
Source: the annotation of a GenBank genome assembly